UGAAAUUGCGUGCGAACCAUAGUGCGAACACUAUUCACUUCCUCAUCCAUACCACAUACACAUAACAGGAGCAGACGACAACAUUCUUUGUUGCAUCAUUUAUACAUGUGCUGAUGGCAGUGCAUUAUACGGCUGCUACCUGUUUUAUCAUUUUAUGCUUACAGUUACAAUUCGUGUCUAUCAUGUUGGAUCUACAUCUUUAAUGUGGAUCUUUUGACGAUCGAGAAGCUUGAGUCCUGAGAUAAAUUAUUAGUGUGUGCUGUCUGCGAAUUAUCUUGCUGUUGCAUGUUGCCAUUCGAGAUGUGAUUGUGAGGAGCCGUUCAAAGACCGUGACCGUGGUUCAUUAUCGAGAAUUGCUGUCUACUUAAUACCAAGAUAUAUUAUAUCGCUAUGGUGAGGCCGGGUGCAGGGAUCAUCCUUGCAGCUAGAUUCUCCUUCUACAGCAUGGAGAUUGGUCUUGCCAAGUCGUUCGGUGUGCUCGUCCCCGAAUUGGAAGAACAGCUGCAGGCUUCAAACGCCAUCAUCGGUCUCAUCACAUCACUCUCCUUGGCUACUAUGUGUCUGGCAUCUCCGAUGGCGAAGAUGCUGUUACAUCGAUGUCCCCGCCCUCGGAUUUUAACAUCCGUCGUGGGGCUGAUGGCUGGCUGUUCACUCAUUGCAUUGUCGUUCACGCGAAACCUCUUCAUAAUGGGACCACUUUUCAUCUGCCUAGGGUUAUGCUGCUCGGUUAUAAAUCUUCAAGCGCUUGUUCUGCUGCACGAAUACUACCAGGAAGAUUUCCCUUUCGUGAGCUGCAUCUCUGUCCUCGGUGUUCCCAUCGGUGCCGCCAUCUUGCCUCCAAUUACAGAGAAAUUCUUAGAAUAUUACGGGUUGAGCGGGGCCCUGCUAAUCCUUGGGGCUAUGGUCCUCAAUAUGCUCCCAUUGGUCUGGUGCUAAAGGUUCCAAAGACAAAGAGAUCCGCUUCAGAUGACGUCAUUCAACAAAACCAGAAGGAAUUGAAGCCACUCAUGGUGACACCAUCUGGAGUAACAAGCGAAAACUCGGGAAAAUACGUCACAUUAUCCAUCCAAGAUGUGAGGAGCCAGGUGGAUCCAGAACUCGACUCUCAGAGCCUCGAAUAUUCGACAAAUAUCGACAGACAGAGCCAACUGGAUAAUUUCGGACCAGAAUUGUCAUCGCAAGAGUGUAAUACGGCUUCUAAUAAUGCAAGAAUUGAGCAAUAUCCGCAAGGUGGCAAAGACACUCUGGCAAAUUCACCCACCAAAGAUACACCAGAACCUCUUCUACAACAUUCUUCAAAUUGUACUGUCAUUCGUCCGACAAGCGGAAAGAAUGGGUCGACUUGUCUUACUUUCUUUUAUCUUGAUGUCCUGAUCAAGGAACCACUUUUCGCCAUCUUCUACCUCCCUAGCGUCUUGGUAUUAUUCUUGGUGACAGGGGGGUGGGCGCUGUUUGUCGUAGUUUAUGCCUUGGAUCACGGAAUCGAUAUCGCUCGUGGGACUUACCUCGCAACAUCCGGAGCCGUCGGCGGGCUCGUUUCGUCUUUUCUCUUGUCCGUUGGUCUUCGCUACCGUCCUCAAUGGAGUCCAUAUUACUGGAUCGCAAACCAGGCGCUUUUUGCAGUCAUGUUCUUCUUGCAAGUACUUCACUCCUCAUAUAUCUAUCUGCUGGUUACAUCCUUUUUCAUCGGAUUCGGACUAUUCGGCGUAAACGUCGUGAUCGAGGCCGUGAUGUCAGAGGUUAUUAAGAAGGAAAACUUUCCCGAUGCCAGCAAUCUUUUUUUCUUCGCUAUAGGUAUAGGAUACCUCACAGCUGGUUAUAUUUCAGGUUUCGUCCAGGAUCAAACUGGGGAUAGCAAAAUCCUCUUCCUGUUCCUUGGAGUGAUGUCAAUGAUAGGUCUCGCUCUCGUAUCCACGAUGGUAAUCAUUUUCAAGAGAAGACAGCCUGUGAAAACUUCCGAUUCAAAUGCGACUGAAGAUCGUCAAAGAGACGAGACGGAAGGUUAUGAGGCUUACAACUUACAAGAGAUGAUCCGUUAUUUUACCGCAAUGACCCGUUAUUUUACCGCGAUGACAUUUGCUCCGGGCUCUAUUUCGUCAAGGGUGUAGGGGUUUGGGUAAGGGUCGCUAUUGAGUUUUAGGUUGGUAAUAUACAGGGUUAGGAUUGUGGUUAUGGAUAGUGUAAGGUCCAGGGUUGAAGUUAAAAAAUCGGCUAGUUUAGCAAGUUGAUGCGGAGCAGUCGGCCCAGGAGCACGUGUCGUAAAACCUUACAAAGAGCCGGAUAUUAACUCUGUUGAGAAUUUUUAAAGUAUUUUUAAAGUAUUUUUAUAGUGGGCUUUUUAACAUUACUCACGCAAUAGACUGAACUAAAACCAUUAUAUAAUGGUAUGGUAAACAGCGCUCAAAAUACACGGGGGCGAUGGGCGAUUCGCCCCCGUGAGCUCCAUAAUCGCCCCCAUCAGGUUGUCCACGGGGGCGAUUGCA
This is a messenger RNA of Strongylocentrotus purpuratus (purple sea urchin), 2483 nucleotides long. RefSeq names its product monocarboxylate transporter 9. The transcript is spliced from 5 exons. The coding region runs from base 391 to 936 and encodes 181 amino acids. Gene Ontology annotation, molecular function: monocarboxylic acid transmembrane transporter activity. NCBI's taxonomy places the organism in Eukaryota, Metazoa, Echinodermata, Echinoidea, Camarodonta, Strongylocentrotidae. Gene Ontology annotation, biological process: transmembrane transport. The record is from RefSeq and is a predicted model, not a curated record.